Molecule: messenger RNA, 825 nt
Organism: Paramecium tetraurelia
Lineage: Eukaryota; Ciliophora; Oligohymenophorea; Peniculida; Parameciidae
Exons: 4
Biological process (GO): mitochondrion organization
Cellular component (GO): membrane; mitochondrion
Source: RefSeq, a predicted model, not a curated record
AUGGAAAGAGCUGCAAAUCUCAUCUUAACAGCAGGAUCUCUACUUGUCGGAGGUGGAAUGCUAUUUAAGUCCUUCUUCUAUACCGUGGAUGGAGGACAAAGAGGAUUAAUAUUCGAUCGAUUUUAAGGAGUCAAAGAAUCUAUCUAAGGAGAGGGAAUGCACUUUUUCAUCCCAGUUAUUUAAUCACCAAUAGUGGCUGAAGUGCGUCUCUAACCAAAAACUGUGGCUUCUCACACAGGUACUAAGGAUUUACAAACUGUUGAUAUCGCUAUCAGAAUGCUUCAUAAACCAAUUGAAUAAUAUUUACCUGAAAUUUAUAAAACUAUUGGUUUAAAUUACGAAGAGAAGAUUCUUCCAUCCAUUGCUAAUGAAGUCUUGAAGGCAGUCGUGGCCUAAUAUGAUGCAGAUUAAUUGAUCAAAAUGAGAGAGAAGAUAUCCUAGGAAAUUAAGGAAGGUUUGAUUGAAAGAGCAAAGGAAUUCAAAAUUGUCUUGGAAGAUGUAUCAAUUACUCAUUUGGGAUUCAUGAAAGAAUAUGCUCAAGCUAUUGAAGCUAAAUAAGUGGCUUAGUAGUUGGCAGAAAGAUAAAAGUUCAUUGUGUUGAGGGAUGAAGAAGAAAAGAAUGCAAAAAUCAUAUUAUCUGAGGGAGAAUCAGAAGCUGCAAGAUUGAUUAAUGAAGCAGUGAAAUCUUAUGGAACAGCCUAGAUUGAAAUCAAGAAAUUAGAAACUGCAAAACAUAUUGCUGAAACCUUAGCCAAGAGUCCAAACAUUAGUUGGAUCCCAACUGGAAAUGGAGUUUCAAAUCUAUUGAAUUUGAAAACAUUUUGA